Thalassophryne amazonica is the source of this 2190-nucleotide messenger RNA. RefSeq names its product G protein-coupled receptor 18 (gene gpr18). Gene Ontology annotation, biological process: positive regulation of Rho protein signal transduction; phospholipase C-activating G protein-coupled receptor signaling pathway. Lineage: Eukaryota; Metazoa; Chordata; Actinopteri; Batrachoidiformes; Batrachoididae. The record is from RefSeq and is a predicted model, not a curated record. Bases 193 to 1188 code for a protein of 331 amino acids. Gene Ontology annotation, molecular function: G protein-coupled receptor activity. Gene Ontology annotation, cellular component: membrane. The transcript is spliced from 3 exons.
UUUAUGCAGCCUGCAGUCUCGCCACCAUUAAAGUUCUCACUUCCCUGUUUAGAUAAAUCAUUGUGACACUUCAUAAAGCUGUCGGUACAAGAUUAUCAACAUGUAUGUGUGAUUUUUGUGGUUACACUACAUGCAGAUGGCCAGAUGGUGGUGGAUUAAAUCUGAAUUUAUCUGUGUUUUAAAAGUUGCAGCAUGCAGAUAGAUCAAAACAUCUCCAACAUGUCUGUGGAGGCACCGGUGGAGUAUCACACUGCAGGUCUGAUCUUCUACUGCUUUGUCUUCUUCAUCGGAGUCGUCGUCAACUUCACAGCCUUGUGGGUGUUUUCCCUCACCACCAAGAAGAAGAACUCAGUCACCAUCUACAUGAUUAACGUAGCCGUGGUUGACCUCACCUUCAUCCUGCUGCUUCCUUUCUGGAUGGUCUACCACUAUUUGGAGUAUUGGCCCUUUGGAGACCUUUUCUGCCGCAUCAGCGGAGCCCUCACCAUCUUCUACCCGUGCAUGGCGCUGUGGCUGUUUGCUCUGAUCAGUGCCGACCGCUACAUGGCCAUCGUCCAGCCAAAGCACAGCAAGGAGCUGAAGAACAUCCCCAAGGCCCUGGUGGCGAGCGUUGGGGUGUGGCUCAUGACCUUGGGAAGCACCGUGCCCCUUCUCUUCUCAGACCAUGACCCUGAUCAUGACUCCAACUUCACCACUUGUGUCAAGAUCCAUGACAUCAUCCACCUACGCCGUGACAACACCGUCAACCUUGUGCGAGUUGUCUUUUUCUUCCUUGUGCCUAUUUGUAUCAUGACCGGCUGCUACAUCGUCAUCGUGAACAAUCUGAUCCACGGACGCACCUCUAAACUCAAGCCUAAAGUGAAGCAGAAGUCAAUCCGGAUUAUCAUCACGCUCAUUGUCCAGGUGCUGGUGUGUUUUGUGCCUUUCCACGUGUGCUUAGUGGUCCGUUUGCUGGAACUAGGAGAAGAAGGGACGUUUAGCACGUGGGCCAUGUUCACCACGUACCUGAUGAACCUGAGCACGGUCUUAGACAUCAUUCUGUACUACAUUGUCUCCAAACAGUUCCAGGACCGGGUGAUCAGUGUGAUACUGUACAGGAACUAUCUGCGCAGCGUGCGGAGAAAGAGCAUGCGCACUCACACCGGCAGCAUGCGAUCACUCAGCAACCUGACCAGCGUCAUGAUAUGAAAGAAGCGUGAUGUUUGGGCCACACACACACACACACAUGCCUUGGUUACGGUGUAACAGUGAACGCUUCACCAGUGCACACGCUUCAUUAUCAAAAGGAUCUAAAAAUGCAAUUAAUUUUCAAGGUGCAAUUUACACUCACAGUAUGGAAGUACUGCUGCUGUGGCAAAAACAUCUGUGCUCAGAGCUGAUUGACUCACCCAUGAGACUUGUUUUCUGUGCAGCGCUGUCUCUGGCUCAGGUGUAAUAUAUGCACGCUCAAAUAAAACUCACGCUCAUUUAAAACAUCGCCUACAGUAUUGCAGUGUUUGCCUUGAUAUUGUGAUUAAAUACUGUAACUUUUUUCAUGAGAUAAGAUCUGAACGGCCUCUGCUGAAGGAAGCACACAGAGAAUAAACGUUUGUUUGCUGCCGUCUUCUCUUGGAGUCAUUGUACUUUUAAGUUGAUUUCAUGGUCAGGUGAUCACUGAGGUCAUACUCGGAAAUGGAAAUGUGAAUUGUAUCCACGCAGUCUAGCAAAACAGACCAGCGUGUAAGCUUGGUGGAGAUAAUAUGUAUGUUCCCAGAGUUUUACAUCAUCAGGAUUCUAUGUUCCUGGGUCCUUCAAGGGGUGAAUGAGAAGUUAUGAGCCUGGCCCAGAAAAAGUAGGGCAUGCUUCUUCAUCUUUUCCAUUCUGAGGAACUAACAUUUCUCAACCUUGCAACCAGUGAGUCAGAACUUUACACAUUCUUGAGAAAUGUUGGUUUGUCUUAAUGUAGAAGAUGGAGAACCACACCCUACUUUUUCUGCGCAAGGCUCAAAACUUCUCAGUUGCCCAUCAUGUGUUUCCAGGGUCCUAAUUUCACAGGUCCUAUAUUUCCAGAUUCCCAAGUUCCUAGAUCUUAUGUUCCCAGAUUCUGACAUUCUCCGGUCCCAUGUUUCCAUGUCAUACAUUGCCAGGUCCUAUGUUUCUACAACCCCUGGCAAAAAUUAUGGAAUCACCGGCCUCGGAGGAUGUUCAUUC